AACAAUGGUAGAAGCUAUCAACAACAUUAGCAGUUCGAAGAAGGCGGUGAGAGUGGAGGGAAGUUCAAAUGUUAGUUCUAAUACUUGUAAAUUACAGUGGAUAGAUGAAAGCAUGUUAAAUAUCUCGACAUACAUUCUUGAAGUACGAUGCAAAGCUGUUUUAAAUGUAACUGGUGGAAAAUUAAAGUUUUGCCAGCUCUUGUGAAACGUGUGCAACAUGACUAUGCUGCAACGUCCGUUAGCUGGCUUUAGCGACCCGGACAGCCAGCCUGCCCUUCCUCCGGGCCCUACGGCCACGGGCCACGCUAUUCCGCUCAGGAAAUGCCCGGAGCUCGACCUCUCCAUCACUUCCACCCCGGAACGUCCUCCUGCAGACUCCGGAAUCUUGCGCAGGAUUAGGGGUUCUAAACAGCAAGCCAGACAGGUGCACUUUGACAUUGGCCCCAAGGCAAAGGCUGUAAGUGUACACAGAGGAUGUUCUGUAGCGGAGACCCCUGAUGGUGCUGUGAUCCAAGAGCCAAGCUUCCCUCGUCCUGCAGCUCUGAAACCUGCUGGCAGUGAGAGAAAAGGGAAGAAGAGGGAAAAAAGACCUGGUCUAGACAGACGUGUAGUUCCUCCUUUGGUAGAGAUGGGCGAUGAACAGCUCCCAGAGGGUGCCCAGCUGAACUCCACACUGGCCCUGAAGGCGGCACUGGAGAAGGUCACACUGGAGGAGUUUGAUCCACAGAAGGCCGUGGAGGAGAAACUGCAGACGUCCUCACACACCAAGAACCAAAUCAACACUAAAGCAGCAGAGGGGUUGAAUUUCCCCCAUACCCAGCAGCUAUACCACGGCUUGGUCAGUGUUAGUCUGUCGCACGAGCAACUUGUAAGCCAUGCUCUCCGUCACAGGCCACCUCUGGCUCCACCUGUUCGUAGAUAUGGCAACAAGCUUCCACAAACACCAUCAGAGGCUCCUGACCUGCUUGCGUUCUACAGCCCAGGAGAGUUGCUACGCGAAUCUCCUCUGUUGCCAGGCAACCAAGUGCCUUUGCCACGGCCCCGACCAAAGCCCCGCCCUGCACGUGCAACCUUUGACCUUUACCAGCAACAAAGACAGUGGGAGGCUUGACCUCACGUCCUUGUGGUAGCCUUGUAAUAGUAAAUACACAUUAGUGUGUUUGCUCUGUGUGUGUAUUUAUGUAUGUAUGUAUGUAUUUGUAAAUGGUAUUUAAUUAUUAAAUGACCUUAA
Molecule: messenger RNA, 1231 nt
Organism: Alosa alosa (allis shad)
Lineage: Eukaryota; Metazoa; Chordata; Actinopteri; Clupeiformes; Clupeidae
Gene: ppp1r35
Product: protein phosphatase 1, regulatory subunit 35
Exons: 6
Coding region: 218-1111 (297 amino acids)
Biological process (GO): negative regulation of phosphatase activity
Molecular function (GO): phosphatase binding
Source: RefSeq, a predicted model, not a curated record